AUGACCGUGAUUUUGCGGGAUCAAGGAUUGUACAAAAUUGUCUCGAGUCCUAAUGUCAAACAUGGCGGUGCGGCGGAAACUACAAGGAUCGAUCAGGCGUCGGCGGAGCCCGAGCAGGCGUCGGUAGAGAAGGAUAUAAAGGCGAUGAGUGCAAUUGUGACAAGAUUGGCGGAACCAGUUCUACAUCACGUAAUUACUUGUCAAACAGCGCACGAAGUG
Brenthis ino (lesser marbled fritillary) is the source of this 219-nucleotide messenger RNA. Lineage: Eukaryota; Metazoa; Arthropoda; Insecta; Lepidoptera; Nymphalidae. The record is from the annotation of a GenBank genome assembly.